CGAAGCUUGAUAUACGCCAAGAUCCUUAUGCAACAUUGUUAGCCUGCGACUAGUCAUGUUUGUCUUCCCAGUCUACUGCACUGCCGAGGUGCCAAUUCCAGUAAUGGAAAAGUUCCUUCGCGAUGCACUUGCUGGAAGUGUUGACUUGGCCCCGGGUAGCGAUUAUUGUCUCGCUAUUAUUACAAGGGCCGACGAAGUGCCCUCUGGGGCGUCAAAGCCACCAUUGCAACCAUUUGCCUCCCCAUUCCUAGGACAGUCUAUAGAAGAUAUAUCUCGUCAACUGAACGGGGCGACAUACUUCGCUAUCCUAGACGAGCAAUCCACGCCGGAUGAAACGGUGAUCCUGGGUGAGCAUAGAGACGGCAAAGUUGAGACCGUUCGAGUCACCUUCUACUCGGCCCAGUCUCUACUCACUUCAUUUUAUAUCGGUACUUUAGGCUUCUUCGAAAUCCAAUACAAUGCGGCUAGAGAAGGAGGUGUCUAUAAACAGGAGAAGCCCGAGGCCAGGAGGAGGGGUGGACCGGCUCCUCGGAAAUUGCUUGAGUCUCGUCGAUUGGGAUAAGAAGCGAAUAGUAUUUAUCCGUGCCGUGCUUGGGAUAGGAGGAGGGAUUGCUGCUUACUUAGAAAUGCUAUUGUAGGAGCCGAAGUGUAUUAUCACUGCACAUGAGCUACCUAUCAAAUCUCAUAAUGACCAGGACUAGGUGGCACAUCACCAGAGUCCCACGCAGUCCUCUCGGCACCAAGCUCAAAUUCCAGCAAGCUGUCCUCUCCGUUAGGCCGGACUAUGUCAUCAUGACUGACCCAACUUUGGUUCCACGACUGUCCGUUGACUUUUAGGCUCUGAAUAUACGGCCCCUCGUCCAACCCUGUAGCUCUAAUGCUUAAAACAGCGCCGGACUCCCCAACGCUCACAGUGAUAUUCUCAAAUCGUGGGGAAAGGAUCAGAUACACAGGUUGUGUGACAACCGGGUAGAUACCGAUCAAAUUCCAGAUUAACCAGCUGCUCAUCGCACCGGCAUCAUCGUUUCCAGGGAUUCCGGAGGGACCCGUAUUGUAGAAUUGAUCUACUACCUCCCGUGAUC
Molecule: messenger RNA, 1082 nt
Organism: Daldinia vernicosa
Lineage: Eukaryota; Fungi; Ascomycota; Sordariomycetes; Xylariales; Hypoxylaceae
Exons: 2
Coding region: 56-562 (168 amino acids)
Source: RefSeq, a predicted model, not a curated record